AUGGUGGGGUUGGUUUUGCUCAAGGCGCUGGUCACCAGGCUGCUGUUCGUGCUGCACUCUCUGGUCGCCGUGUGGCGAGUGACCUGGGUGAAGAAAGAGCACCGUUACUGGCUGCUGGCCCUGCUCAACCUCUUGCUGGUCCUGGAGACAGUGCUUACCCUCAAGUUCAAGCGCGGCAGAGGCUACAAAUGGCUUUCUCCGGCCAUCUUUUUAUACCUGAUCAACAUCAUGCCAUCCUUGUGGCUCCUUGAAUUGCACCAUGGAAACCAGAAUUGCAGCAUCCUGGCACAGAACAUCAGCAGCGGAGGAAACGUCAAUCAAACCUCGACAUCCCAGAGACCUACCAACGGAGUGGGAACGAUCAUAUAUUUGACCUCGGAGCUCCUAGAUACCUUAUCCUCGGUUUGUGAUCCAGUCUGGACCCUAGCACUCCAUCAAACGCUGCUGUUAAUAUUGAUCCUUGGACGGUGGCUUCUGCCCAUUGGAGGCACUAUUACUAGAGACCAACUCUCAGAACUUCUUCUGAUGUUUGUGGGGACAGCGGCGGACAUACUGGAAUUCACCACUGAGACUCUGAAGGAAGAUAACGUCAGGACUAACCUUAUACUGGUCUGUGGCAUCCUUGCCGUAUGGACAUGGAGUAUGCUACAGUUUCCCCUGGACCUGGCAGUCCAGCUGAAACUGGUAUGCCCCUCUUCUGUGAAAGCCAGGGGCUUCCUCAGGCUCUUCCUGUGCCAGUACAGUGCAGAUCUAUGGGCCAUCGGGCUCAGCUUCUUCAUCCAAGAUGGUCCCUUCCUUGUGGUGCGCCUCGUCCUGAUGAUCUACUUCCGAGUGAUCAACCACAUGCUGGUGUUCUUCGCCGUGAAGAAUUGCCUGGUGAUGGCGCUGCACUUCUAUCGGCUGGUGGCUUUGAUCAUGGCCACCCAGGCUUCCAUGCAAGAUGGUCCAGAAAGGCUCCAGGCACGGCCCAGUGUCCCAGACCAGCCCUCUGAGAGCAGUCCCAGUGAGUGGGAGGAUAUCUCCAGGGAGGCCGUGCCUUUGCAAAACUCACCUGUCACCUCUGAGGAGUCCUACCCCAUACCUUAGGUGCUUGUUCCCCUCAUGCAGCCAGGAACUUAACUCAUUGUCUUCUUAGAGUCUGGUUCUCUUUCUACUCCCACCCGCACCCAAUUUUCACCUACAACAGCUUUUAAGGAAACAACACGAACAAAUGAUCUUGUAUUACAGGCAACUUACUCUUCAAUUUUUCAUCUGAAUGGAAGAAACUUUGAUGCGUGCCUACCUUUACAACCUCGUACCAUGGUAGCAGACAUUACCCAACUCUGAGAACCACUCGUAAGUGGUUGGUUCUCAUGGAACUGUUUGGAAGGUUAUAGACAGGGCUGUCAUGGCACAUCUUCCAAAGAUUUAGGGCUGACAAUUACCAUCCUCACCAUCAACCUUCUAGGGUGACAUGGUUAUACAGAGCCUUUAACUGUGUUGGGACCAGUACAGUCUCUCAUCUGGUGUUCUCAUCUGAUGUCUCUCUGAUAUGUAUAUAUACACAUUGAAUAUAUAUUGAACAAAUGGGGAAACAUGCUUUUAAAAUAAGCUUGCUGUGAGGUGGAAGCUUGGAAUUCAAGCUGUCCAGCUUAUUCAGUGAAAAACAAAAUAGCCAUGGUAGCUUCACAGUCCCACCAAGGAAUAUCCUUCUUCUGGACCAAGGUGGUAUUCUGCCAUGGUAGAUAUGUUCUUAGAGAAUAGUGACAACUUCGGGCUUGGGUCCAUAAAGUUGACAGCAGGCCCUUUAGGUUCGAAUAGCAAGUUAGUUCGCUUUUUCUGCAUUGUCAAAGUGCAUCACAU
Messenger RNA from Chionomys nivalis (European snow vole), 1842 nucleotides. It is a transcript of the gene Tmem26, whose product is annotated as transmembrane protein 26. Bases 1 to 1086 code for a protein of 361 amino acids. The transcript is spliced from 6 exons. NCBI's taxonomy places the organism in Eukaryota, Metazoa, Chordata, Mammalia, Rodentia, Cricetidae. The record is from RefSeq and is a predicted model, not a curated record.